Molecule: messenger RNA, 2585 nt
Organism: Bicyclus anynana (squinting bush brown)
Lineage: Eukaryota; Metazoa; Arthropoda; Insecta; Lepidoptera; Nymphalidae
Gene: Catl-like
Product: digestive cysteine proteinase 2
Exons: 14
Coding region: 62-1702 (546 amino acids)
Biological process (GO): immune response
Cellular component (GO): lysosome
Molecular function (GO): cysteine-type endopeptidase activity
Source: RefSeq, a predicted model, not a curated record
UAAAACGGGUAAUUUUGAUUAAUUCCACCACAUUGAAGUGAAAAUAUUGUAGGUAGUCACAAUGUUUUUCUUCACAUUAAAAAUAUUAUUUCUGCUUACAAUCACUUCGGUAAUUGGGAAAUAUGUUCAAUCUGAUGAUGAACGUCCCGAUCUAAAAUGGCCUAAGAAGUACACCUUCCAGGCCACUAAGGUGUCUCUAACAUCUGGUCUAGUCGAAGAUAUCGAGUUCUGGCGUACCAGCAAAAAAUCCAGAGUAGACUACAACGAGGGUGCUGUUAAGAAAAUCGCUAUAAAGGGCAAAAGGAGAACUUUAAAAUCAUUUGGAGUAAAAUAUGAGAUCCAUCCGGAAACAACGGAGGAGUACUUGAAUGAGCUGUUCUGCAUCAGGACCAACGGGACAGCAACUAACCGAGUUAAUCUGGACGAUUUGUUGCCUGAUGAGGGCGAAUUUGAAUAUCGCGGCAAAGAAUACCUAGAAACAGGUUUAGUGGAUAAGUUUGCUUACGAACAGACGGAGAGUCAGAAAUAUUUGUGGGCAUACCUAGACAGCGACAACUCUUCUUGGAUUCCAGUAAGGCUGGAAGUGAUUGGAUUUAACGGUUGGCUGGAACAAUUAAAGGAACACGUUGUUACGUAUUAUACCAACUUUAAGACUGAAGUAGAUGACAGCGUAUUUGAUGUUGAUAAGUAUGAUUGUGGUGAUGCACCUGCCCCAGAAACAAACAAUAUCAACUUAUCGAAUUUAGAUCCUGAAAUUGACGAACAUGUGGAGAUUGCCUUUAAUAGGUACAAAUUAGAAUUUAACAGACAAUAUAGUUCCGAAGAUGAGCACGCAAUGCGGAAGAGUAUUUUCCAAAACAACAUGAGAAAAGUUAAUGAGCAUAACAGCAAGGGUAGCACUUACAGACUUGCUCUGAAUAAAUUUUCUGAUCGCACUCAGGAAGAGAAACAAAAAAGUAAGGGUCUUCUGAGACGGGAACCAGGCGAAAUAGGCACUCAUCCGUUCCCUUAUGACAAGAAGAAAAUUGCUGAACUAGCUGAGAAUUUGCCAACUGACGUUGAUUUAAGACUUGAAGGCUUCGUUUCACCUGUAAAAGAUCAGCAAGGAUGUGGCUCAUGCUGGUCGUUUGGUACAACCAGUGCAACGGAAGGUGCGCUUGCUCGUUCAAACGGCGGCAGAUUGCUGAGACUCGCUAAUCAAGCAUUGAUUGACUGCGCUUGGGGAUUCGGCAAUAAUGGUUGUGAAGGUGGCAGCGACACAGCUGCCUAUCGCUGGAUGAUUGAAUACGGUCUACCUACAGAAGAAGAAUACGGAUUUUAUAAAGAUAAUGAUGGUUUCUGCAACAUUGAGAAUAUGACAACGAUUUACCCGAUCAAAGGAUUCACUGAUGUCACUCCAUUCAGCGUCGAAGCUCUUAAGAUAGCAGUAAUGAAUCAUGGUCCUUUAUCUGUUUCAAUUGAUGUCGGUUCUUCUGAAAAAUUAUACGAUUACAACGGUGGAGUUUUCUAUGACCCGAAAUGUUCACCAGAAAAAUUGGAUCACGAAGUUUCGCUAGUAGGUUACGGCGAAGUCGACGGUGAAGAGUACUGGAUCGUCAAGAACUCAUGGGGUCGAGACUGGGGCAUCGAUGGCUAUUUCCACAUCUCAACGCGCGACCACGCUUGCGGGAUUGCCACCGAGCCUACCUACGUUGUCAUAUAAAUCUAAAAACCAGAAAAAAAAAGAAUAAUGGAGAGGUGAACCAAUGACGUCAAACGUUUACCGCGAAUUAAAGUAUGUGAACACUAGGCUCAGUUAACUAAGUUAAGCAAACCUGGAAAAUUCGUUGCGCGUCCACUAAAAAAUAAGCUAUAACUUAGUCUUGGCUUGUGUAAUCUCGGAUUGGGCUAUACAACUAAGUUAUUUAGUCCUAGUUUAGCUGUUUUAUUUAGUUUAGCUGGCAUACUCGGAAUUUUCGAUGACACACAUGUAUGAAAAACUACUAGCUAAGCUAGCUGAAGUAAUUUAAGUUUAAUUUGCGGAGAUUCAAGCCGAACACUAGUUGAAGCUUCAGUGACGCGUAUUUUUACUUUGUCACCGUAAUAAAUCAAAUUAACAAGUUAUUGUAUCUGUUAUGUGUAAAUAUCUCACUUCUUUAAUUGUCAUAAUUAUGCAAUGAGAAAUAUUUCUGGAAUGUCGAAUAAAAUAUUAACAGCGGCUGAACCAAUUUAACUAACAUUCUUCAUUAACUCCAAACAAUUCUCAAUUUGUUGUAAUCUUUUUUUUUACGUGUUGAACUAUGUACACUUAAAUUCCUAGUUAAUUAUAACUAUUUUUCAUUGCUUACUUUUGUAUAUUCUGUUGAGCUUUUACAACUUUUUUGUUUAUUUUUGUCAAGUUGAUAUUUUUAGCAUUUAUGUAUUUUUUUUUGAUUUGAAGUUUACCAUCCAGUUGUUCAUCUCUCCAUUUUGCAAGGAACGUGGCUUUUUACUGUUGUAAAUGUACGAAUGUUAUUGUAAUAUUUUAGUUAUAAGUAGCAUAAGAUUGCACGUGGAAUUUAUUUAUAGGAAUUAUUUGCGCUAGUAUUAAAUUUAUAAUAUUAAAA